AUGGCGUCCAAGAACGACGCGCCGACCCAGCCGGUCGUGACAAUGGAGAAGACCGGCAAGCGUGACUACCUUGUUGAGCUCGAGAAGCGCGCUCAGCAGGCGUGGGCUCAGGCCGGUGCGUUCGAGACCGAACCCGCGCCGCUUCCAGAGGGCGUCAAGAACUACGCCGACUUUUUCGAGCAGGGCCUCUCGAUGGAGGAGGUCCAGGCCAAGCACCCCAAGUGGUUCGGCACCUUCCCCUACCCUUACAUGAACGGCUCUCUCCACCUUGGCCACGCCUUCACCGUGUCCAAGGUCGAGUUUGCUGCUGGAUUCGAGCGCAUGCGCGGCAAGCGUGUCCUCUUCCCUGUCGGCUAUCAUGCCACCGGCAUGCCCAUCAAGGCCUCCGCCGACAAGCUCAUCAGGGAAAUGGAGAUGUUCGGCGAGGACUUCUCGGGUUUCAAGGAGGACGCUGUCGAGGAGAAGGUUGAGAAGGCCGCUUCGUCCGACCCCUCCAAGGCCAAGAAGGGCAAGCUCAACGCCAAGUCUACCGGCCUCACCUACCAGUUCCAGAUCAUGGAGCUGAUCGGUGUUCCCCGCGAGGACAUCAAGAAGUUCGCCGAGCCCCUCCAUUGGCUCGAGUUCUUCCCGCCCAUCGCCACCGAGGACCUCACUAACCUCGGUGCCCGCGUUGACUGGCGCCGCCAGUUCCUGACCACCCCUGCCAACCUCUACUAUGACAGCUUUGUGCGCUGGCAGAUGAACAAGCUCCACGACCAGGGCCGCAUCAAGUUCGGCAAGCGCUACACCAUUUACUCGCCCAAGGACGGCCAGCCCUGCAUGGACCACGACCGCCAGUCGGGUGAGGCUGUCAACCCCCAGGAGUACACUGCCGUCAAGAUGAAGGUCCUCGAGUGGGGCCCGGACGUCUCCUCGGAGGUCAAGCAGGCUGUCGGCGGCAAGACUGUCCAGCUCGUCGCCGCCACUCUUCGUCCUGAGACCAUGUACGGCCAGACCAACUGCUUCGUCGGCCCCAACCUCGACUACGGCCUCUACGAGGCGUCGGAUUCCGAGCUCUGGCUCCUCACCGACCGGGCUGCCCGCAACAUGGCCUACCAGGGCACCUUCGCCAGCCCUGAGGGUGUCUUCAAGAAGGUCGUCUCCGUCAAGGGCGCUGAGAUCAUCGGCACCAAGGUCAACCCUCCGUUCGGCGUCGUCCCCGAGGUCUACGUCCUUCCCAUGGAGGGCGUCCUCGCCACCAAGGGUACCGGUGUCGUCACGUCGGUCCCCUCGGACUCACCUGACGACUACCGCACCCUUAUGGACCUCCGCAAGAAGCCCGAGAUGUACAAGAUCGACCCCAAGUGGGCCUCUGUCGACCCCAUCUCGGUCCUCUCGACGCCCAAGUACGGUGACAUGGCUGCCGAGAAGCUCUGCACCGAGCUCAAGAUCCAGUCGCAGCGUGACGUCAAGCAGCUCGCCGAGGCUAAGGAGCUGGCUUACAAGGAGGGCUUCUACAGCGGUGUCAUGACCGUCGGGGACUUCAAGGGCGAGUCUGUCCAGGACGCUAAGCCCAAGGUUCGCCAGCAGCUCCUCGACGCCGGUCUUGGUGUUCCCUACGCCGAGCCCGAGAGCGAGGUUAUCUCGCGUUCCGCGGACGUGUGUGUUGUCGCCCUUGUCGACCAGUGGUACCUCGACUACGGAGAGGAGGAGUGGAAGAAGGUUGCGGAGGACCUCCUCGCCAAGAUGAACACGUUCGUCCCCGAGACUCGCCACAACUUCCAGGCUGUCCUCAACUGGCUCAACAAGUGGGCGUGUGCGCGUUCGUACGGUCUUGGCUCCAAGCUCCCUUGGGACCAGCAGUUCCUCGUCGAGUCGCUCUCCGAUUCGACCAUCUACAUGUCGUACUACACUGUUGCUAACCUGCUCCACACCGACCGCUGGGGCAAGGAGGGCAAGUACGGCAUCAAGCCUGAGGACAUGACCGACGCCAUGUGGGAGCACAUUCUCCGCGACGGGCCCUACCCGGCCGACUCGAAGAUCUCCAAGGAGGUCGCGGCCGAGCUCAAGUACUCGUUCCAGUACUUCUACCCUCUCGACAUCCGUUCAUCGGGCAAGGAUCUCAUCCCCAACCACCUUACCUUCUGGAUCUACGUUCACGCGGCCAUCUUCCCCGAGAAGCACUGGCCCCGCUCGGUCCGCGCUAACGGUCACCUCAUGCUUAACGGCAAGAAGAUGUCCAAGUCGACAGGCAAUUUCCUCACCAUGCGCGAGGCCACGCAGAAGUUCGGCGCCGACGCCGUCCGUCUCACCCUUGCUGACGCUGGUGACGACAUCACCGACGCCAACUUCGAGGAGACGGUUGCCAACGCUGCCAUUCUCCGUCUGCACACUGCCUGCACGUGGGCCGAGGAGGUCAAGAAGGAGGCCGGCAGCCUUCGCACCGGUGCCUUCAACGAGCACGACAAGCAGUUCCAGGCCGAGAUGGACAGCCUGGUCGAGGGCGCCUACAAGGCGUACUCGGAGAUGAACUUCAAGGAGGCGCUCAAGCUCGGCCUUUACGACUUUGAGAACGCGCGCAACUGGUACCGUGUCGUGUCGCAGCCUGAGAACGGCGGUCAGGGCAUGCACAAGGACCUCCUCCUGUCGUGGAUCCGCAACAACGCUCUCCUCCUUGCCCCCUUCACCCCCCACUUCUCCGAGUUCAUUUGGCAGGACAUCCUAGGCGAGAAGUCGUCGGUUCAGAACGCCCCCUUCCCUAAGCCUUCGAGCUCUGUCCACGUCGAGGCCCUCGACGAGCUCGCGUACCUGCGCGGUGUCGUCGACUCGGUGCGCUCUGCUGAGCUCUCGCUUGGCCGCAGGAAGGGCGGAAAGGGCAAGCAGGGGACCGGGCCGGUCUUCGACCCCUCCAAGCCCAAGGCCGCACGCAUCUACGUCGCGACCGAGUUCCCAGCAUGGCAGGUCAAGACGAUGGACAUUGUCGCUUCGGCAUGGGACGAGAAGGCGGGUGCGCUCGACGAGGUGGCUAUGCGCAAGGCACUUGCCGACGCCGGCAUGAACAAGGACAAGAAGGCUAUGCCGUACGUCCAGCUGCUGAAGAAGAAGGCGACGACAGCCGGCAAGCGUGCGUUCGAGUCCAAGCUCACGUUCGACGAGCUCGAGGCCCUCAAGCUCCUCUCGCCCUACAUCAAGUCGCAGCUCAAGUACACCACUGUCGACGUCGUCUCGGUUGCCGAUGCCAAGAAGCACAUCGACGCUAACGGUGCCAGCGACGGCUGGUCGCCGGAGCGCGUCGAAAUGUCCGAGCCCGGGUCGCCCGCGGUUCAGUUCUGGAACCUGUAA
Messenger RNA from Cutaneotrichosporon cavernicola, 3321 nucleotides. RefSeq lists its product as uncharacterized. The transcript has 3 exons. Gene Ontology annotation, biological process: leucyl-tRNA aminoacylation. The record is from RefSeq and is a predicted model, not a curated record. NCBI's taxonomy places the organism in Eukaryota, Fungi, Basidiomycota, Tremellomycetes, Trichosporonales, Trichosporonaceae. The coding region runs from base 1 to 3321 and encodes 1106 amino acids. Gene Ontology annotation, molecular function: ATP binding; leucine-tRNA ligase activity; aminoacyl-tRNA deacylase activity.